AUGGGAACGUUCACGUUGGCAUACUUCGUCCGAACUGUGUUCUGGGAUAAAAAAGGAUAUUGGUUAACAGUAUUCCCUGUGUACCAUUUCGGCCGUUGUUGGGAUAAUGCUGGCUAUGCGAAGGUUGAAAUGAUGAAGGUGGGACUUCGCACUUUUUGGUCAUCCAUACGGAGUUGUUAG
Messenger RNA from Angiostrongylus costaricensis, 180 nucleotides. The record is from the annotation of a GenBank genome assembly. NCBI's taxonomy places the organism in Eukaryota, Metazoa, Nematoda, Chromadorea, Rhabditida, Metastrongylidae.